CGCCGGGGAGGUCCCCGAAAACCAGGUGGAGGUGGUGGUCGCAAACCUCACCGUCAUGGACCGAGAUCAGCCCCAUUCGCCCAACUGGAAUGCCUUCUACCGCAUCCUCAGCGGGGACCCCUCAGGACACUUCAGCAUCCGCACGGACCCCGUCACCAAUGAGGGCAUGGUCACCGUGGUGAAGGCAGUCGACUACGAGCUGAACAGGGCGUUCAUGUUGACUGUGAUGGUCUCCAACCAGGCGCCCCUGGCCAGCGGGAUCCAGAUGUCCUUCCAGUCCACAGCAGGGGUGACCAUCUCCGUCAUGGACAUCAACGAGGCGCCCUACUUCCCCUUGAACCACAAGCUGAUCCGCCUGGAGGAAGGUGUGCCCACCGGCACCGCGCUGACCACGUUUUCGGCAGUGGACCCUGACCGGUUCAUGCAGCAGGCCGUGAGGUACUCCAAGCUGUCAGACCCAGCAAACUGGCUGCACAUUAACGCCACCAACGGUCAGAUCACCACGGCCGCCGUCCUCGACCGCGAGUCCCUCUACAUCAGAAACAACGUCUAUGAGGCCACCUUCCUGGCGGCUGACAACGGGAUCCCCCCGGCCAGCGGCACUGGGACCCUCCAGAUCUACCUAAUUGACAUCAACGACAACGCCCCCGAGCUGCUGCCCAAGGAGGCACAGAUCUGCGAGAAGCCCAGCCUGAACGCCAUCAACAUCACAGCGGCCGAUGCCGACGUUGACCCCAACAUCGGCCCCUACGUCUUCGAGCUGCCCUUCGUCCCAGCCGCUGUGCGGAAGAACUGGACCAUCACCCGCUUAAACGGUGACUACGCCCAGCUGAGCCUGCGCAUCCUGUACCUGGAGGCUGGCGUGUACGACGUCCCCAUCAUCGUCACCGACUCCGGGAACCCCCCGCUGUCCAACACGUCCAUCAUCAAGGUCAAGGUGUGCCCGUGCGAUGAGAAUGGGGACUGCACCAGCAUCGGCGCGGUGGCCGCGGCCGGUCUGGGCACCAGCGCCAUCGUGGCCAUCCUCAUCUGCAUCGUCAUCCUGCUCACCAUGGUCCUGCUGUUCGUCGUGUGGAUGAAGCGCAGGGAGAAGGAGCGCCACACCAAGCAGCUGCUCAUCGACCCCGAGGACGAUGUGCGUGACAACAUCCUCAAGUACGACGAGGAAGGGGGCGGUGAGGAGGACCAGGACUACGACCUCAGUCAACUGCAGCAGCCGGAGGCCAUGGAGCACGUGCUGAGCAAGGCCCCCGGCGUGCGGCGGGUGGACGAGCGGCCCGUGGGCGCCGAGCCCCAGUACCCCGUCAGGCCUGUGGUGCCCCACCCGGGAGACAUCGGGGACUUCAUCAACGAGGGACUCCGCGCCGCUGACAACGACCCCACAGCACCCCCCUACGACUCCCUGCUGGUCUUUGACUACGAAGGGAGCGGCUCUACGGCGGGCUCCGUCAGCUCCCUGAACUCGUCCAGCUCCGGGGACCAAGACUACGAUUACCUGAACGACUGGGGGCCCAGGUUCAAGAAGCUGGCAGAUAUGUACGGAGGGGGCGAGGAGGACUGAGCAGCGUCUCCUCCCCGGAUGCUGGCGGAGCGGGACCGUGGGAGGCGCCGGGCUUCCCGACUCCCUGCGGACGUGUCAUUUAGUGGUGUGUUAGGGGGUCCCUCCCCGCCCCAGCCCCCCCAACAGUGAGCUGUCUGGCAUGAACACUUCUCGCCCCGCGGCGCGCCCCCCACCACAGGAGCUGACUAGCACUGAAGGACAGCGAGAGGCACUCUGUCUUAACUUGAAUUUCUUAGAACAGAAGCACUGUUUUUAAAAAAAAAAAAAAAAAAGAAAAAGAAAGUGCCUUUUGGUACAUGUAUCAGAUUCCCUCAAACUCAGGAGUGACGAAAAGCAAGCAGACAGACCACGUACGUCCCCCCAACCCCAGUCCUGAGCACCCCCAGCCCCAGCUAGUCCCAGCUCUGAAGACACCAAUUAAGGAAUCGGGGAGAAUGUGUCUUUUUUUUUUUUUUUUUGGUCUUUUAUUAAGAAAAAAAGUGGGUGAUUUGUUUAACAAAAUUUACAAAGAAAAAUGUUGGGGUCCAAAUCCCAAGAGCCCUUCUGAGUCCUCGACCUUUGCUGUACACUGUCGGGGUCUCCUGGGCCCUCGGGCGGCCCCGAGGCUGGAGGGAGGCCAGAGGCCAGCCACAGAAGGCUCCCCGGAGGCGGGCCCAACCCGUCUACCAAAGGCACCACGGUGCGCACUUGGCUUUCACCGAGUUUUGGGGCUCGGUGAUGCCCUGAUGCCGCAUGUAGCUGGGGCGGGUGGGGUGCCAAGGGGGCUUUCCUGAUGAUCACCAUCUCUGCCCUUGGUUGUCCCCCGGGCCCCCCCAGUCAACCAUUAGGCCUCCCCCGGAGACAACUGUUACCCCAGAUGCCACGCAGGUCCCGUUGCCUUUGGUCCAGAAGAGUACAGCGUCUCCAGAAGCCACAGCCCAAACCAGCCAGCAUCCCCGAACACCCUGGCAUGAGCCCCCCACUCCUCACAGUCGGAUCCCUGGAGGACCCCGUCAAAGGCCCAGCCCCUGACAACCAGACGCUUCCAGCCACCCCGAGGGCUGUGCGGACGGCAGAGAGAGCUGGGAACGUGCACCACCAUCACCAGCCGCUAGCAGCCUCUCUCCCCGGCCCUGCCGCCUGGACCAGAGUCUCUCAUGCUCGUGAACCGACGGGGACAGCAAAGAUCUGCUCCAAGUGGCCGGGACAGCCUGUCAUUGUUGUGCCAUCAGUCCCUCGGAUGCGUCUGGACUGCACCCACCUGAAACAACAACCGGUCUCCUCUCCUCGGGACCCAGGCCGGCACCGAGCCGCUGCUCGGACUCUCAGAACGGAGCUGCCCCUUGCUUGGAUGGUCUGACGCGCAAGCCAGACGCCAGUCUGUUCCCAGGACAGUGAACGGCGCUCACUGUGUCCCAGGGACCCUCCAGGGAGACCCUGCUACGUGGGAGCACCCUGGUCUGUUCACAGGCUCCCCAAGAAAGAGGUUGAGGGGUACCCUGGCCCUGGGUGGGACUUGGCAUUGGACUGCCCUUGGGGAAGCGGCUUAGAGCCCCAUCCCAGAGCCCUGGGUCAGAAAAAGCCCCGAGAACCUGGGGAGGUGGGGAGGGCGGGGGCUCAGCUUGCUCUUCAUGCUCUCGGCCUGAGGGUCUUUGAUGCAAUCCUCAGCCUAGGGCCUGUCCCCAAGGCUAAGGUGACCCUGUUUUCCAAACAGCUUUGGCCCAAGAGCGUACGUGAGGGUAUGUGCGUGCAGUAGGCACGGCUGUGUCCCCACUGUGUGUCAGGGUUCCUCCCCAGACCAAACUCCUCACUGACCCCGCUGCUCUCCCAGAGCUGAGCCGGGCCUGUGGCCUGAUGGCGGGCCUGUAGCGGGCUCUGUCCCUGACCCCAUCCCGACUGCCGGGGGAGGACGGGAGGGAUGAAGGAGGUCCCCGUGUCACAUGCUGGGUGCCCCUCCAUGCAGACAGCCACCUCCAGUCAGGGGGAGGGUGGCCCGCCAAGGGGAAGAGGCCGGGACCCCUGUCCAAAGCCGUACUAUGCAGAUGGCUCAGGGCCAGGCAAGGAGAGCUGUCCCCGCGUCUGGGGACCUGGCCAUUCCAGGGACUACUGGCAGGGUGAGGGCUGGUGGGAUGCGAGCGGGAAUCUUCUGUGUUUUGUUUGUGUUUGGAAAGUUCAUCCUCCUGUUGAACUUCUAAGUGUGACCAUGGUCUGGGAGCUGAGGCAGCUGUGGACUCUCCUCUGAAAUCUCAAGACCCCCUGGGUCCCCAGGGCCCUGGGCCUUCCUAGGGACAGAGGUGCCCGGCCCAGGACCCAGCCUGCUGCACACCGAUCCCUCGGACCCCGGCACAGGUGCCCGUCUCCCCUGCCUCCCUCUGGCUCCCCACCCCACACCCCUGCCCCGCACCACUGCCGGGCCCGUGGUGCAUUUUGCCUAAAUCGUGCAGGCUGGGGCUGGGGGGACACUGAUGGGGGACUUCUCGUGCCCGUCCCUGCCUCCGAACGGCUACACAGCCGCCCCUCUCACUUGCCCCACCAGUCCCUGGGGGCCAGAGAAAGACGGGGUUCCCACGCCCUCCCACACCCACCUCGGAACUCCGUUCUGAGGUCCAGUUAGCGUUAACUAAGUGCACAGUGUCAAAUGCCUCUCAUGUAGCUUAUAGACACGACGUGCCCCUGGUCGGGCCGGCCGCGGAGGCCCAGCCUCCUCGCUGGCAAAGUGCUAGGGCAUAGCCUAGUUUCUGUAGGGAGUUUUGUUCUGUGAACAGGAGAAACCCGCGCUGUGGGGUGGAGCGGCAUGGACGUGACCGUGGUCAGGGGCACCCCAGCCGAGGACCCCCGUGUCUGUCUGGGCCUCACACCCCGCUCCUUCCCUUUCCCGUGUCUCUCAGCACAUCCGAAUGCUGGGCCCCCCACCACCAAAGUGUCAGAGUAACACACGUCAGGUCCCCGAGAUGCCUCAGUUUCCCUAGGGUGAGCACUGGCCGACACACCUGGUCCUUUGAGGGGGCAGCUCUGUUCUCUCCAAGGGAAAAGGUUAGAGGAGGGGAGUCUCACUUUUUGUCAGUGCUACAAAAGCACUAAAAACACCCGAAGUCUCCCAUGCACAGAGCACCCUGUGAACUCGCUCACACAGCGCAGUGCCCAGAAGACAGGUCCUGCUCAGCGCGGCACGCCCAGCGGGGGGCCACCUCCGUGUAUAAUUGGAACGCGUUUCUUUUCCUUUCCUCUCCUUUUUCCAUUCUGACUUUUUUUUUGCAUGUUUCUUUUUGAAAAUGGACAAAAUGUGUAACAGCCCCCGCAUGACUGUGGUUGUUUUGGGGAAAGAUACUGGAGUAUGAUGUAUUCACACUGCAACUCUGAGCAUCGUGCAGUUAGGCAAACGUCCCGACUUUUUUUGUAAUCGUCAACAGCACAACUAUUUUGUAUUGUUGUUUGUAUCAUUUUGUACCAAAAAAAAAAAAAAAAGAAAGAAAAAAAAGGGAAGCGCGUCGAUGUUUUCUGUGUUUUUAGUGCCAGGCGGUCUUGGUUCGGAACUGAGCGGCAGCUCUGUGGGGUGUCGUGUGCUGGAGCGGAGCCGGGCACUGUGGGCACACUGCUCCACGGGAGUCAAUAAAGUCCCCCUUUUAAA
This is a messenger RNA of Leptonychotes weddellii (Weddell seal), 5168 nucleotides long. The record is from RefSeq and is a predicted model, not a curated record. Lineage: Eukaryota; Metazoa; Chordata; Mammalia; Carnivora; Phocidae.